AUGGGGCUUGGCGCGAGCUGCUGUGCAGAAGAAGACCUGACAGAGGGCCCAAAGGAGCCACCAGAGGUCGUCAGCAGCUACACCGACCCGCCCCACUCGGAGGCGGAACCACGUGCUGAAGCCGCCCAUGAGCUGUCGGCUUCGCGUGUUCCCAGCAAGUGGAGCCGACUGCAGCACAUGCGGCACCUUGAGGUGGAUGCAGAGAUCCUGCGGGGCAUUCCACUCCAGGCCUCCCUGCGAUCCUUGGGCGAGCUUUGGCGCCGCUCGCCCGUCGACCUCCACGAACAGGCACGCCUGGGGCUCUACGACCUCUCCGUGCCCGUGGAGGAAUUUGAUGUCUUCCUUUCCCACACCUGGAUGACCCCUGGGAGGUACAAAGUCCUGAGUCUGCUCUUCCAAGCAGGCUGGAAGCACAUGCUGCUUGGGCAAAGUCUGGGCGUUACAGUCGCCGUCGUGCUGAGCAUGCAGCGGUGGCUGCCUUUGCCAUUCGACCUCCCAUCCGACUUCGAAGAGUUGGCCCAUUUAACAUGCCCAUUCUUUCCCUGGUGUCUUCUCAUGGCCUUUGCGGGUUCCUUUCUGGCCCUGAUGUUGGUGCCAUACUGCCCGAGCCUCGGCGGCCGUGAUCCUCUUUGCUUUCUGGACGUGGUCAGCAUCCAUCAGGUCGACAACGAGCUCAUGGAGCGCGGAAUAUACGGCCUCGGUGGGUUUUUGCGCAUGUCGCGGGAGCUGAGGGUACUUUGGUCCGCUCCGUAUCUCUCAAGGUUAUGGUGCGUUUUCGAGCUUGCAGCCUACCGGAUGGCAAACCCGGGCGGGCGCAUCGUCGUCUCGCCGGUCUUUGUGGAAACAGGUGUAUUGCUCACCAUCCUGUUCACAUACUUCGUGGCCCUCCUUUUCUCCAUGAUCACCGUCCUGCAAGAAGUUGCAAGGUUCACGGUCUACGUCAUUUCGCUGACUCCCGUCAUGCUUCUCAUGCACUUGCUGCGUCGAAACAACAUGUCGAAGCAUCAGCUACUCUCAGACCUGCGGCAUUUCGACCUCGAGGAGGCGCAUUGCCGCAACGAGUUUGACCGAGAGUUCAUCCACCGAGCCAUUGUGGAGUGGUACGGGAGCAAGAGCGCCUUUACAGAGUAUGUCCGGGGGCCCUUGCGAGAGGGAUUGCUGCGUAGCAGCAAGUCUACCUUCCCCCUACGGUAUCUCGUCAUGGUGGUCUCAGUGACGUUCUGUACCUCGCUAGACCCCUUGGUGUCCUCGUGGCUUUGUGGCGUGGAUGGACAACUGAUCUUGUCUGAGUUUGUGGCAAGUAGCUUCGGUUUUCACGUUUGCUGGUUUCUGGCAAUGUUGCGGAUUUUGAUUUACCUUUGUGAUCGGUUUGCCGCCCCGAUCUAUCCCGGCAUGCUGGACUAUCUGCAGACCUUAGUGAUAUUUGCUGUUUUCUUCGUCCUGUACUAUGCGGGCCAAGUCGCGAGCCGAGCGGCAUAUACGACCAGCCUGUCGUUGGCCGUUGUGUGGACCUGCCUGGCGGUGUUGGCGGCCAUCCUCGCCUUAUCCUUCUUCGCAGGGAAGAGGCCCUGCAGCGAGAAAGGCAAGGAAAGGACGACAGGCCCGGACUGCCAAGGCCAGGCGCAGGAUAGGGCACCAGUGGCUUGA
Molecule: messenger RNA, 1647 nt
Organism: Symbiodinium natans
Lineage: Eukaryota; Dinophyceae; Suessiales; Symbiodiniaceae
Source: the annotation of a GenBank genome assembly